AUGUCGACACUUCUGCCUUUUCACAGACAUAUCAUUGAGAAGAUUCAUGACCCAGCGACAAGUGAUCUUCUCGUCAUAGCGAGAGGCGUAGGCCUUCGCAGAAUCAUUUGUACGCUCAUGAAGAUCUAUGAUUCUCCCCAGAACCUUGUUUUGCUCGUGAAUGCCACCCCGGAAGAAGAGUCUGCUAUCGGUGAAGAACUAGGGAUCAUCGGCUGCCGGAAACCUGGCCUACGUGUUGUCAGUCAUGAGACAGGGAGUAAGGAGAGACAAGGAGGGAUUAUUUCUGUAACUUCGCGCAUAUUGGUGGUCGACAUGCUUCAGUCUGACAUACCAACUGAGCUUAUCACUGGAAUGAUGGUUCUUCAUGCUGAAAAAGUGACUCCACUAGUGCUUGAGGCAUUUAUCGUUAGACUAUUCAGAGAGAAGAACAAAAAUGGAUUCAUCAAGGCAUUUACUGACCAACCGGAGCACAUUACUAGUGGACUUUCUCCUCUCAAGAAUAUAAUGAAGGAACUACAAAUUCGAAAUGUACACAUAUAUCCCAGAUUUCACGAAGAGCUUAAAAAAUGUCUCGAACGUCGACGAGCAGACGUUGUCGAACUGUCGCAGCAUCUGACAGAACCCAUGGCCGACAUACACCACGCCAUCAUAGAAUGUAUGAACAGCACAUUAUCAGAAUUGAAGAGAUCUAACACAAAUCUCGAUUUGGACGAUUUCAAUGUUCAAAAUGCAUAUUUUCAAUCUUUUGAAGUCAUCGUACGACGCCAGCUCGAUUCUGUAUGGCACAAAGUGGGCCCAAAAACCAAGCAACUUGUGAAUGAUCUAGGAAUUCUGCGCCGACUUUUGUACUACCUUCUUACAUACGAUGCCCUCCAAUUUCAUUCCUAUUUGGAGGUAUUGAUCGCAGCUAACAACGCCACCGCUACUGGAGGCACAAAACAACAUCAGUCCCCAUGGAUGUUAACGGACGCCGCAAACAUUAUUUUCCAAUCGGCGCAGCGACGGUGUUUCACCGUUAGCUCGACUUCAAAAAAGGUGGUCACUCCAGUAAUCGAUUUAACUGAAGACGAAGAUGCAUGGGCUGCACUUGACGAAGCGGAAGGGCAUACUACUGCUCCUCCUAAUAAAGGCAAUGACAAGACGGAAGAGUCACGACCUACUUGGCUUCCAAAAGGCCUUGAGCCUGUGCUCGAAGAAUUACCCAAGUGGAAUCUUUUAUCGGAGAUCAUCCUCGAAGCUGAAGGCGAGAUGAUUCGGCAGGAAAGUUUAGCAAAGCCAGGUUCAACGCGCUCGAACACUGUUUUGGUAAUGACAUCCUCAAUUCGAACGUGCAACCUCUUAACGGAGUUUCUGUCGAGUAUGGACCAUGAUGCACCUCCCGGGAGUCGAGGCCGUGCAAUGAUGCUGCGGAAGCUGCGCUUAUACCUGUGGUGGAAGGGGAAAAUGGACGAAAGGAAGGCUACCAACAAGGCAGCUUCAAGCAUGCCCGAUAACGGCACAGGCAAGGGUAUCUUUGACGCUAUAUAUGCGGACCAAGAAGACCUCAGCGAAGCACUGAAGAAGAAGGACAAAGAAAAGGCACAGCGUGCGCAGAAUCGUCGACGCAUCCGCGGCGGCGCCCCUGCGACUUCGAGUUCGCCGGUCAAAGGGAAAGGGUCUGCUACCACGCGGCUUGAACCUCAAGAGAUACCGGUACCCAAUGCGAUGCAAAAUGAUACAGACGAAUUUGCAAAAUUUUGGGCAUCUCAGGGAGAAGCCAUACUCGCAGGGCAACCACUCAAUGUAAUAGACGAUUUGGUGUUGCUAGAUUUCGAAUCAAACACUCUGGAAAACGACUUUGACACUAAUUAUGGGUUACUUGCACCCGAACAAACGGUCCUCGUUCGCGCCUACUCAGACGACACGGAUGAUAGAAUUCUGCAAGAAAUUAGACCCAAAUUCAUUGUCAUGGUUGAGCCGGAUAUGGAUUUCGUUAGGCGAAUCGAAGUUUACAAAAGUUCCAAUCCAGGUCUCGCGGUUCGAGUAUACCACAUGGUAUAUGCUAACUCAAGUGAGGAGCACAAGUACUUAGCGGGUAUCAGACGUGAGAAAGAUGCUUUCGAACGCUUGAUCAAAGAACGUGGAUCCAUGUUAAUUACACUAGUCGAGGAUCGCCGCAGCGAUAACUCUGAUUCAAUGAUCAAGACCAUCAGCUCUCGUUUGGCAGGCGGUCGACGCGAACUCAACAAAGAACCAUCUCGAGUUGUCGUUGAUAUGCGAGAGUUUAGGUCUACAUUGCCUUCGUUAUUGCAUGCAUCGGGUUUACAGGUUAUCCCGGCUACACUCACAGUUGGGGACUAUAUCUUGACACCGGAUAUUUGCGUCGAGCGCAAAAGCUUAUCCGACUUAAAAACUAGUUUCAACAACGGACGACUGUAUACCCAAUGUGAAAUGAUGUCACUUCAUUAUAAGUAUCCUAUUCUCCUCAUCGAGUUCGAAGAAGACAAGGCGUUUUCCCUCGAUAUCAUGGCAGAUAUGAAGACCUAUGGCAAGGGAACUAGAUAUCCGUCCAAGCAACGUGCUGGGCCAUCCGACCAACCCCAUUACAACUCCCCAACCAUUCAAGCAAAAAUAGUUUUACUUACAUUGACAUUUCCUCGGGUGCGCAUCAUUUGGUCGUCCUCGCCUUACGCCACAUCCGAAAUCUUCAACGACCUCAAGGCAAAUAACGCAGAACCAGAUCCUUCAAAGUCCGUUACCAUUGGUGCCGAUGACGAUCCAGAUGUUGGUGCUGGCAUUAAUGCUGCGGCAGAGGAAGUCCUGCGAUACAUUCCAGGAAUUACUGCCCAUAACGUCAAACUGGUUAUGCACAAGGUCAAGAAUAUUGAAGAACUAUGCAAUCUCAGCCUAUCUGAGGUGCAAGGCAUUCUGGGUGCAGACCCGGGCAAGGCAUGUUAUCAGUUUAUUCACGAAGGGGAUAAACGAUGA
Messenger RNA from Psilocybe cubensis, 2967 nucleotides. RefSeq lists its product as uncharacterized. Gene Ontology annotation, biological process: nucleotide-excision repair involved in interstrand cross-link repair; double-strand break repair via homologous recombination; resolution of meiotic recombination intermediates. The transcript is spliced from 13 exons. Gene Ontology annotation, cellular component: nucleotide-excision repair factor 1 complex. The coding region runs from base 1 to 2967 and encodes 988 amino acids. The record is from RefSeq and is a predicted model, not a curated record. Gene Ontology annotation, molecular function: damaged DNA binding; single-stranded DNA endonuclease activity; single-stranded DNA binding. NCBI's taxonomy places the organism in Eukaryota, Fungi, Basidiomycota, Agaricomycetes, Agaricales, Agrocybaceae.